UUUGAAACGAAAGAUGUUGCAAAAUUGUAAAUUUUGUUGCGUUGAACACCCUUCACAUGAAAAAAUAUGAGAAAUGUCUGCAAAUAUUCCAGAUUUUGAAGAACUUACAUCUGAAAGUGACUAUAGCUUAUUGCGACAAGAUUCUGUAACCGAAAGAGAUGAACUCGCAUUAGCUCAAGCUGCUAUAUUCAUAGAAGAUGCAUUUAAAUACCGAUCAAUUCAUCACAAAAUUGAUGCAAGAUCCCUACGAUUAUACCGAAUAUAUUAUUCAAAUUCAUUUCAAUGGAGUCUGAGUGUUGUCAUUUUUACCAACUUAUGUCUGGCAUUUGUGGAACCACCGUCAUCUCUGUCGUGGUCAUCUGACCCACGACAUAAUUUUGACAACCAAAGGGUGAACGUUCCAUGUGGUGUCACGGAGAGCAUCGAAUUUGCUUGUUUGAUCUUUUACGUUGUUGAUCUUAGUCUCAAGAUGAUUUUGUUCGGCAAAAGGCAAGUCCAAAAGAGCAAGUGGCUCUGGGGUUACGUGUUCGUUUUGGUGUUUUCCCUCGUUGAUUGGUUGGUCACCAUAAAUUACGGUUGUAACGAGAGAUAUCGAAUUCGUCGUAUUUUGAGACCAUAUUUUCUUCUGCAAAGUUCCUCUCUAAUGAAGAAGACUGUUAGGGCCAUUAGUAGGACAGUCCCACAGAUAUUAAGUGUAUUUUUUCUGCUGUUUUUACAUCUGGUCAUCUUCACUUUUCUUGGGAUGUUGCUGCUUUCAUCUUCUCAGGUCUCAUUUAAGAAUGGCAUGAUGGCGAAUUUGACCAAUACGACCAAUAGUGGGAAUGCCGUAGUCAAUCGUAGCAAAAUUCUUGAUGUACGACACCAUAGUUACCUUGGCAGUCAUUUUGUUGAUUGUUUGAUGAAACUUCUCGUUCUUUUAACCACGGCCAACAAUCCUGACGUAAUGAUGCCCGCAUAUAAACACAACAGAUUGUACGCUGUGUAUUUUAUUAUUUUUACCUUUAUUGGAUUAUAUUGCUUUAUGAAUCUUCUACUAGCAGUUGUGUACUCGCAGUUCCAAGGUUAUCUGAAGAAUUCACUACAGUCGAGCUAUUUCCGCUUGCGAACCGGUGUUCGUGCUGCGUUUGAAGUUUUGAGGGAGAGAUCCUUUGAACAUGUUGCUAGUUCUUCGAUGGAAAGCAGUACCGUAUCCACUUUGCUCACGCGACGGUUGAUCCAAAGGGUGGACUUUGGGCGCAAAAACAUCGACGUUAUAUGGGACAUUUUAGAUCGCAAUCGUCGCGGUGAGCUGACUGCCAAACAGUUUCAAGAUUUAUUUGAUUCGGUCACAGGACAGCGAAGGACCCAGCAUCCACCGCUGAGUCGUUGCACGAAUCGCCAUCUUCGUUUACUGCAGAAAAUCGUUAUACACAACUUCUUCAACUACUUUGGUCUUGUGGUUGUCGUGAUAAAUGUUGUUAUUAUAUUUGUGGAGCUUUCCCGGCAUUUUGGACGAAAUACGUUCGACGUUCACUCCCCUUUGGCUGCUGCGGACUUCUUUUUUAUUGUGUACUACCUUCUAGAACAAAUAGCUCAAAUUAUUGACAUUUCAUUGUACGGUUCGCCAAUGGAAACAAAUUUUCACAAACGAUACGGCAAUAGCGAUAAAUCGACGUGGAACGUCAUAAAGAUUGUCAACGUGCUUAUUAUAUUUCGCCUUGUGAGGACUAUCUUCAGUAUCCAGUCUCUCUCGAUGAUCACAAGCACCCUGGCCUAUCUAUUGAAAAAUUUGAAACCUUUUGGUGGUGUUAUUGUGGCAGUGUACUACUCCUUCGCGAUAUUUGGCAUGAUGAUUUUUGAAAAUGCCAUACCGCCUCCAGCAAAUGGAAACACAACUACUGAAAAGCAAGUAUCAGUAUCGAUUUCAGUUUAUAGACCCGUUUAUACACUUGCUGCGACGUCUAUUUCAUAUAGCUUCAAGUGUGGUACAUACGAAGAACUUGAGUAUUGGGCGAAUAAUUUUAACGAUUUUGCAGCCUCGCUGGUGGUGUUAUGGGAUGCAAUGGUUGUCAAUAACUGGCACAUCUUUUUGCACGCAUAUACACGUUACACAACAAGUUGGUCACAGUUGUUUUUCGUGGCGUGGUAUUUGAUAUCAGUCAUAAUUUGUGUCAAUCUAUUUGUUGCUCUGUUACUGGAUGUAUUCAUUGAUCGUUGGCAAGAAAGACAAGACCCUCAAAGAGCUCGUGGUCAAAAUGUUCCCAGAUCUUUAACUCAGUCUUUCAUGGUCGAAAGGAAAUCGUUUCGUGUUCAUGAAAUGUUUGGCGGCACUUUGAACGAACCUUCGGAGGAAGAUGUGAUGAGAGAGUUGGUCUAUCAUGGUUUUACAUUUCGCUCUAAUCCAACUUUAUUGAGAACAGCUUCCUUAAGUUCUAGUAACUAUAGUUUUUAGUGAUCAUCUUUUUGAGAUUAGGAUUCUGAUUAGGGUUAGGAAUGUUGUAUUUCAGGAGCAUGCAAACUUUCCAGUUACCACGCACCUCCGUGCAUGGAAAUUAUGCACUUACUUGAAUGGAAACGUGCAUGAGCAUGCAUAUUAGCAACAAAACAUGCGCUAUGCUCCAGAGUUGGAAAAAAGCUGCGGGUACGCGGGUACCACUCACAUUUUGAAGACUCUUCACUAAUUUACAUCUCUUAUAGUAGAACUGCAUUGCGACUUGCGAGUUGCACCGUGUAACAGGGCCUUUAAAUCAUCAUGAAAUGAACUUAUGUAAAAUAUUUUUCAAAAAGAAAUUGUAAAUCUAAGACGAAAACUGUCAUAACCACAUUUUUUAACAAAUUUUCCCCUUAUGGGACAAACAUGAAUAAAAUUAUGUAUUGAUUUUUAAUUUCGAGUACCUUUUAAAACCUAGACUGAGCGAGAGCGAUGUACUAAAGCAAUUUAUCGGACAUCAAGAAAACGUUUCAUCCAAAAUACUGGGAUGCACGCAUAGAAUGCUUCAAGCCGAACACUAACGUGCUUUUAGGCAGCAUUUCUACAAUUCUACUCCAUGGGUAACCUGGUUUUGACCAUUGAACUAAAGUUGUAUUAGAGUUUUAGCAACCAUAGCGUUCGUUUUUCGUGCAACUAGCGGCUAAAGAUCACUGAGCUAUAUAAUAAUUCCUGGAGGACUUGCUCCUAAUGUUUUGGGCUAAAAAAGUGAAGCAUGAAACAUAUGGGCCCAAUUGGCAAUGGUAAUUACCACUGACACGGUUCAAUAUUGAGAACGCUCCAACAUUCACUCCCCCCUGUUUUUAAUUUUUUAAAAAACUGUGGCACUUUGUUAUGGCCUUUGCCAAACUUAUAAAACCUCAGUUAAAAAUUGUUAGAAAGCACAGGAAGAACUUAAAGCUAUUUUUGGCAUGUUAGUACAGUUUCACAAUCGAAUCCUGUUUGGCAGGGGCGCUAUUUUUUCCUAACCAAAUUACUAUUUAAUUUAAAAUUCCUCAAAAAGGAUUAGGUCAAAUAAAAAACAAUACAAAAUUAUGUGGUGUUCUACAGGGUGACACGUUUGAAAUUCAAAUUAGCAGCAUAGCGGCUGUAAUGUGACAGAAGUUGCCUAAAAUAUCUCCUGGGUAUACGAAGCAAGUGAAUCAUUAAUUAACAAAAUUUCCCACUUUCCUUCACCCUACCUUGAUAUUGAUAUUGUCAAAUAUGUAAAAAUCUAAAUAACGUAAAUGUUCUGGUUAAUAUAAUUACACCAAUACAUGUACUAUUAUAUUACAGGACGUCCCGAUUGAGUAAGCAUGUGGUGAAGUGAAAGUAAAUAAUUGUAAUAAAUAAUUGUAAAUAAUAAUCGUUGUAUAUACUAAAUAUACUAACUAGACGAGCAUAUGAAAAUAAUUAUAAAAACCAUCCUACACCUGAUUU
Molecule: messenger RNA, 3886 nt
Organism: Dendronephthya gigantea
Lineage: Eukaryota; Metazoa; Cnidaria; Anthozoa; Malacalcyonacea; Nephtheidae
Product: two pore calcium channel protein 2-like
Exons: 28
Coding region: 74-2431 (785 amino acids)
Biological process (GO): monoatomic ion transport; transmembrane transport
Cellular component (GO): lysosomal membrane
Molecular function (GO): voltage-gated channel activity; monoatomic ion channel activity; calcium ion binding
Source: RefSeq, a predicted model, not a curated record